This is a messenger RNA of Xenia sp. Carnegie-2017, 1435 nucleotides long. Its product is annotated as twinfilin-1-like. The record is from RefSeq and is a predicted model, not a curated record. The transcript is spliced from 10 exons. Gene Ontology annotation, molecular function: actin monomer binding; actin filament binding. Gene Ontology annotation, cellular component: myofibril; cytoplasm; actin filament. NCBI's taxonomy places the organism in Eukaryota, Metazoa, Cnidaria, Anthozoa, Malacalcyonacea, Xeniidae. Bases 114 to 1160 code for a protein of 348 amino acids. Gene Ontology annotation, biological process: actin filament depolymerization; barbed-end actin filament capping; positive regulation of neuron projection development.
GUUUUUGAUCAGCGUAAUUAACAUAUUUCAACAUUUGUAUCUUGUCUUGUCAAGUUUGUCUUCCGCAUUUCCUGUUGAAGAUCAAAGCGUUUUCCCCUCGAAACUGUCGGACAAUGUCUCAUCAAACUGGAAUAAAAGCGAAUGAUGAGCUUUUGGAGAUGUUUGCAUCAUCAAAGGAUGGCUCCCUGAGGAUAAUCAAAAUUGGUAUCGAGAAUGAGCAAUUAGUUUAUUCAGAGAGCGCAUCGCCAAUGGACAAUUGGAUCGAUGAUUAUGAUUCUAAUGUACUUUCAAGACUUGAAGAAAAGCAGCCUUGCUACAUUCUCUAUCGUCUUGAUUCCCAAAAUAAUCAAGGCUAUGAGUGGGUGUUUAUUACCUAUUCACCCGAUGUUGCGCCAGUUCGUGAAAAAAUGUUGUACGCCGCCACAAGAGCAACUUUGAAAAGUACGUUUGGCGGCGGUCACAUCAAAGAGGAACUUUUCGCCACCUCUAAGUCUGAUGCAAGUUACAAGGGCUAUCUGAAACAUCUCGAGCAUCAGGCGGCUCCACCUCCUUUGACUGAUGCCGAAGAAGAGUUGCGAAUCGUGAAGCAGUCUGAGAAUCGCACUGACAUUGGUAUUCAUACAAGACACAGCAAUCUUCCAGGCGUGAACUUUCCAAUCUCCGAGGAAGCUUUGCUUAAGCUGGAGGCUCUUCGAGACAAACAGACAAGUCUUGUGCAAUUGAGUGUCGACACCGAAGAAGAGCAAAUCGAACUUCGCUUUGCGGGCGAUUGCGAUGUGUCAGAAAUUGCCGGCAAGACUCCGACGGAUCAGCCUUGUUAUAGUUUCUUCCUGUUCAAACACACGCACGAAGGAGAUUAUUUAGAAAGUAUAGUGUUUAUAUACAGUAUGCCCGGAUAUAAAUGUUCUGUAAAGGAGCGGAUGCUGUAUUCAACUUGUAAGGCGCCGUUGCUUGCCGGCCUUGAGGAAGGAUUGCAAAUGGAAAUUCCUAAAAAAAUUGAAAUCUCUAACGCUGAAGAAAUAACAGAAACGUUUUUGAUGGAGGAACUGCACCCGAAGAAAAUUCUUCACAAACCGAAGUUUUCCAAACCGAAGCCCCCGACAGCGAGGGGUGCUAAAAGAAUCACGCAGCAAAAGGGAAACGAGAACGGCAGCAAUUAGUUUUUUUUAUUGACAUUAUGAAUAUUGAACUUCAUAAAUAUGAGAGAAGUCGAGUGGUCCUCUUCAGGAAAGCUUUUUCAGCGUGUUGUUUUCUAUAUGUAAAUUCAUAUACAGCUUUUAAAAUUUCAUGAAACUGUAAUUUUUUGUUGUAAACUAAGACAAUUUGUAGUUAUGAGUUUAGCAUAGGUAGAAUGUCUUCACCUAGUCGCCUGGAAAGAUUCCAAAGCUGCAACUCGGCUUAUAAUUAUUUGAAUUUUCAUUUUUAUGCUCGUAAA